Messenger RNA from Salvia hispanica, 2542 nucleotides. RefSeq lists its product as uncharacterized. Lineage: Eukaryota; Viridiplantae; Streptophyta; Magnoliopsida; Lamiales; Lamiaceae. The record is from RefSeq and is a predicted model, not a curated record.
GGUCCCACCUACCGCCAUACUCAUCUCACUUUCAUCUUUCCCGUCAAAGCUAAAACCCAUUUCUCAAUCCUUCCACCAUUCCCCUCUCUACUAAUCAUUCAACUACCUUCGCCGAUAACGAACCUAUCAAACAACUCCGAAUUCUUCACCAACCACUCUCGCUUAAACAUGUGGAUUUUUGAGGUGUUGACGACAUAAUUUAGUGCCCAAAUUUCAUGUCUCUUGGUUAUCGUUUCCAUCCUUUCUCAACACAGGUGUAGAAAUGGCUAUGGUGAACAAAACCCGAAAUAUGUUGGAGGGUUUAGUGAAAGAAGGGUCAUUUAAGUGGCUGACUAAAAGGCAAAGUGCCUUCGAUGAAGACAUUGAGGAUAUGGAGCGGUCUCCAACGGCUGGGAAAAAUUGGCUCCCUGAGCUCUCCCUUACGGCAAAUGUUGUCGUCCGCAGAUGCUCCAAAAUCCUUGGCCUUUCUUUGAGCCAACUUCGAGAAAACUUCAAUGCAGAGGUUUCAGAUUUUUUAAAGCAUCAGUCAAGCUUUGCAAGGAACUUUUUGGAAUACUGUUGCUUCUUGGCUCUUGCUUGGUCAAUACAUGUAAAUGGUUAUUUGGACGACAAGAAAUUUCGACGUCUCACAUUUGAUAUGAUGGUUGCUUGGGAGUUUCCUGAGGCUUCCAGUGAACCAUAUCUGCAUGCAGAUGAUGAUGUCACAGUUGGGGUUGAGGCUUUUUCUAGGAUUGCUCCAGCAGUUCCCGUUGUUGCUGAUGUGGUUGUAAGUGAUAAAAUUUUUGAGGUGCUUGCCGGUUCGUCUAGUAAUCGACUUCGUUUCUCAGUUUAUGAUAAGUACCUCAUUCGGUUAGAAAGGGCAAUAAGAAGGUUGCAGUCCCAAUCUGAGUCAUCUCUCCUUUCUUCCAUACGUGCUGGAAGAAGGGAAAAAAUCCUAGAAGUUGAUGGAACAGUUACAACUCAGCCUGUUCUUGAGCAUGUGGGUACUUCAGCAUGGCCUGGCCGGUUGACUUUGACUGACCAUGCUCUAUACUUUGAAGCUCUUUUUGUUGUCUCUUAUGAUAAAGCAAAGUCAUACGACCUUGCUGAUGAUUUGCAGCAAGUUGUUAAACCUGAGCUUACAGGGCCGUGGGGGACCAGGCUUUUUGACAAGGCGGUCUUCUACAAAUCAAGUGUGCUAUCAGAACCUGUUGUAGUGGAGUUUCCAGAGCUUAAAGGUCACACACGUCGUGACUAUUGGUUAGCUGUUAUUCGUGAGGUUCUCUAUGCCCAUAGAUUUGUGUUGAAGUUCCGGAUCAGUGGCCUCGAGCGAGAAGAAGUGCUUCUGAAAGCUAUAUUUGGAAUUAUGCGAGUUCAAGCCCUUAAAGAAAUGAGUUUCACACAGCCUCUUUGCUUCGAUGCUCUUCUUAUGUUCAAUGUGUGUGAUCAGCUUCCACUUGGUGACCUGAUUCUUGAAGAACUUGUGAACACAUUGGCCAGUGGUAAGAUGGAUAAAAAGAAUGCAGGGACACCUGGAAAUGGGGUUUACUCAAGCUCUGCUUUAUCUAUUGCUUCUAAUUUGGGGUUUUCUAUUGGGAAAAGCUGGGGAUUGGUUAAUGGUAGUGGACCAGUGGUUGGCGAAAUUACUGUUGGGGAGAUGACGCCUUUGGAAAAAGCUGUUAAAGAAGCUAGAUGUAGCUAUGAGAAUGUAGUGCUUGCUCAAGCUACAGUUGAUGGAGUUAAAGUUGACGGGAUCGACACCAACUUAGCUGUGAUGAAGGAAGUACUUUCUCCCAUGACAGAAAUUUGGAGUUGGCUUGUUUUCUUGUUCUCCUGGGAAGAACCUUCCAAAUCUCUGGCCUUCUGUUUGGUCUUCACCUGUAUUAUCUGCAAAGGGUGGAUGAGCUAUGCUUUGGCAACAUUGUUCAUCUUUUUUGCAGUAUUCAUGUUGCUCACACGGUAUCUUGGGCAAGGAAUGCCUAUUGAUGAACUGAAGGUAACAGCUCCACCUCCAAUGAAUACGAUGGAACAGCUUCUGGCUGUGCAGAAUAGUAUUUCCCAAGCUGAAGAGCUAAUACAGGAUGGAAAUAUACUUCUAUUGAAAUGCCGUGCCUUACUACUGUCCAUAUUCCCACAGGCUACUGAGAGAGUUGCUAUCGCAUUUCUGGUUCUGGCCUUGCUUCUUGCUCUUUUACCUGUUCGAUAUAUUUUCCUGUUGGUUUUCUUGGAGACAUUUACGCGAUAUUCACCGAUCAGAAGACCGAGCACGGAAAGAUGGAUGAGAAGGUUAAGGGAUUGGUGGUUUAGCAUACCUGCCGCCCCUGUAAUUUUGGAACGAGUCAACCAAGAUAAGAAAAAAAGGUGACGCAAAUAUGAUCUUUGGCUUACGUGCUUUUCCCAAUCAUGUGAAUGUAAAUGUAAAUGUAAAAGUGUAACCGCUAAUGUUGAUAAUAUAUUUAUGUACGUGUACAGUCUCUCAUUUGAGUGAUUAUUGUACGUGUAUAGUCUCUCCUUUGAGAGUGAUUUUAUGAUUUUAUAUCGAUUUUUAAAUUAAGUAGUAGUA